GUAUCGCUGUUAUCAUAAUUUAUAUUGAUUAAAAUCAUAGAAAUCAGUAAACGUUUUAUUUUCCUAAUAAGAUCUUCGAUUUAUUAUCACGUAUAACAAUGUAUUUACGACCAAUAAUGAUAGUUUGUGUUAUAUAAAGAACCAAUUAGAAUCAUACUAUACUAGAAACAUUUUCUCAAAUCUUGAAUUAAUCUUGAAACGCAAGCCGCCAAAAUAUUUGAACAGCAGAGGUAGAAAUGUAAACAAUAAAUACUAGACAGGAAGUGAAGUGUUACAAAUAAAUGUCAUGAAAAAUAUGAAUUUUAUACUUUUUAUCAUAUAUAAACGGUUGAUCGUUUAAAAAAAUAUGAAUACUUUUUCUUAUUGAUGGUUAUUUACUGGAUGCAUGACAUUUAUGGUUUUUUUUUUAAUAAUUUACUUUCCGUAUAACUUCCGUAACUCAAAUUAGUUUCAACCGAAAAUUUUUUAUUGGAUUCAUUAAAUAUUUCCAAUUUUUCUUUUAUACAUGAUUAAUCCGAAUUUAUAACAAUAUGGAUGAAUUGGGAAAUUCUAAUCUUCAAAUUGUACUUAGUAUUAAAGAAGGAAAAGGUUUUGAACAAAUUUCACAGCCAACAAUUCUUAUUGCAACGUUAAAUAGUCAUUCUUUAAAAUCUGAUGUUAUUGAAUCAAAUUCAAAUCCACAAUAUGCGACUGUUUUAAUUUGGGAAACAGACAAAAUCUCUGUAAGGAAAAUGAGAUGCGGACAAACUCCUUUGAAAUUAGAAUGUUUUGCUUUAAAGGAUCUUAGCAAUAAAGAAAAAAUUGGAUAUAUUCUUCUCAGUAUAAGAUCUGCACAAAUUAUAUCUAACAGUAAAAAAUUAGAGUUAAAAUCAAACUGGCAUACUUUAUUAGGAUUAAAAAAUAAUUUUAAGACACAAAAACCUGAAUUAUUACUAUCAUUAAGCAUUGAAGACCGAGAAUGUGUUACCUCAAAUUCUUUGACGAAGAAAUUUACUGAAAUCGAUAUGCACAGAAAUCCUGCGGGUGAUUUUGAAAAAUAUACUUGUAAAAAAAUUAAUCAAGAUUAUAAAAGUAUGUAUUCAACAAAUUGUUUGGAAGAAAAUUCUAUACCAGUGAUAUCUCAAUUACCAAAUCAUAUCGAAGCUUAUCAUUUUUAUUGUUUGGAUAUAAUCUUCGCUGGAAUUAAAUUAUCUUCAGGACCAGCAAUACAAAAUAUCGAAUUCAGAUUUUAUCAUCCAAAAACAGAAAUGAUGUACACAGUUGAUCCUAAGAUCUCAGUUCUUUUAGGAGAGAAAGUCAAAUUUAAAGAUAUUGGUUGCAAAUUACAUUUUAUAUCUGCAACAAAUGAAAUCAAACAGUUGUUAUUCUCUUGUCCUCUUAAGAUUAGUAUAUGGAAUUUGGGUGGUGAUCUUAAAACUUAUAUAUCGCAGUUUUCUCUUGAUGUAAAACAAUUAUUUCAUCAAAACAAGUGGAAGUGCGAAUACGAAAUGCCUUUGUAUAAUUCCAAAAAAAUUAAAGUCGGUGAAUUGGAUGUUGUACUUAGUUUGCAGGAUCAUGGUCCAUACAACAGAAUGAAUCAGAAUGUUUCUGAUCAAAAGUUUGGUCCACCAAUUAUAGAUGAUAGUUUAGCUUAUAAAAUAGUCGACGAGUUAGAAACAUGGAAAGAACGACAAAAGGAAAUAUUUAGAGUAAAGUUAAAAAAAAAAGAAGACCGUCAUUUAAAUUUAUUGAGCGAAGAAUGGCAAAGGCAAAAAGAAAAUUUAGAAUUAAAACUAGCGUGUAGUGUUGAGCAGUGUAAAAUGUUAGCUAACAAUCUAAAUAAAGCAACGGAUGAUUUAAGAACACGGAGAUUACAAAGUCUCGAAAAAGAAGCUAGAUUAAUUAAGGCAAAUGAAGAUUUGCAAUGGAGAUAUGAAACUAAAGUUCAAGAAUUAACAGAAUCAUUACGUGUAACAAAAGAAGAAUCGGCAUUAAAAAUACAUAUUCUUGAAGAAAAAAAUGCUUCUCUUGAAGCAAGAAUUGAACCUUUAUCUGCAGAAAAUGAAAAAUUACGACAAAUGCUCACAAAGCAGGUAGAAGAAUUGGAAGCAUAUCAAAAAGGAUCUCUGACACAAGAUCAAACAGCAACUUUGUUACAAGAGUUAAAAACUCUUGAAGAAAAAUAUAAUAAUGCACAACGUAAUAAAACAUUUUUUAAGGAAGAGUGGGGUAAAGCAGUACGUGAAAUUCACAGAAUGAAAAGAGAAUAUCAAGAAACGAUUGAAAUUCAAAUUAAAAAUAGUAAAGAAGAGUUAAAAAAUUUAGGUUUGGAAGAGAUAUUAUGCACAGAUUCAACAGCUUUAACGAAUGAUCAAAUUUUAUUAGGACAAAUUCAAAAAGAAAUAAAUGUAUUUAAGCCUAAUUCUUUAAUGAAACCAAUGCAUCAACAGAUGCUUUCACCAACAAGCAAGAUAUUUUCUAAAAAUUUUCUAACUAAUAUGAAAACUGUCUUACAUAAAUCAGAUGAAUAUGAUGAAAGAUUACAAGCUCUUAUCGAAGAGCGAAAUUCUUUGUUAAAAACUGGUAGUUAUACUAAUGACGACACAAUAAUUGUAAAACUUAACAUGGAAAUUAGGAAUAUUUUGAUGAACGUUUAAAAAUAUUUUUAUCAAAUGGUAGGGUCUGCUAUUAAUUAAUACUAAACAUUAGCAUUAGUCAUGUUUUAGAUUAUUUUAAAUAUAUAUUUUACAUACUUAUAAAUGUAAUUAUUGUGAAUAAUAUUGUCAAGGUUAUUUGGCUUAGCUAUUUUAAUAAAUUUCGUGUAAAUCUAUCAAACUCGAUAGAAGUAAGGAA
Molecule: messenger RNA, 2832 nt
Organism: Polistes canadensis
Lineage: Eukaryota; Metazoa; Arthropoda; Insecta; Hymenoptera; Vespidae
Gene: rha
Product: centrosomal protein of 120 kDa
Exons: 10
Coding region: 531-2636 (701 amino acids)
Biological process (GO): interkinetic nuclear migration; positive regulation of centriole elongation; centrosome cycle
Cellular component (GO): centriole; centrosome
Source: RefSeq, a predicted model, not a curated record